Messenger RNA from Huiozyma naganishii CBS 8797, 2403 nucleotides. RefSeq lists its product as uncharacterized. Gene Ontology annotation, biological process: regulation of DNA-templated transcription; DNA-templated transcription. Gene Ontology annotation, molecular function: DNA-binding transcription factor activity, RNA polymerase II-specific; zinc ion binding; DNA binding. NCBI's taxonomy places the organism in Eukaryota, Fungi, Ascomycota, Saccharomycetes, Saccharomycetales, Saccharomycetaceae. Bases 1 to 2403 code for a protein of 800 amino acids. The record is from RefSeq and is a predicted model, not a curated record. The transcript has a single exon.
AUGAAGGGCCCGCAGAGCGAUUCCGCAGUUCACAAACAGACUCGCAGGAAACCUGUCAAAUCUUGUGCAUUCUGUCGCCAACGGAAGCUCAAGUGUGACCACCAGAGACCCCUGUGUUCAUCUUGCCGCGCCCGCGGACUGUCUUCCUGUGUCUACGCUUUGAACAAGUUCGAGGACUGUGCGGGGCCCGUAACGCCAGACCCAGUUCCUUCAAAUGUACCAGAAUUGCUCGAUAACUCGCGUAUCGUGGCUAGUCUGCUCAGACAGGUCACUUCCCUGCAAGAACAACUCGCAGAGAAGAAUAGACUGUUGGAUUACGGUAGUGGGAGUGCGGGGAGCCACACGGCGGAUAACUCCCCCCAGGGGAUUGUUUCCAAACCUUGGAACCCACUCAACAAGUUCUACUAUUUCCAAUGCAAGGGGUCCGGACGCAGAAUACUGUAUGGCCCGACUUCUUUCCGUACCAAUUUGCACAAUCAUCGGUUUGGAUUUGGGGAGAAAUACGAGCAAAUCUGGGCAAAGAUUAAAGUGGAGCGUAACAAGUGGAAACAGUCGCACCCGGGCUCAUCCUCUUUACAGGAACUACUCAACAUAGAGGAUGAACAUACACCGAACACGAGGUCCCUGAUUCAGGAGGUAUGUGCGAGUCUGCCCUCCUUUGAGACAUGCGUGGACCUCAUUAACACAUUCUUCGACCCGGUGUACUCCCAAUUGUUUCUCGUAAACAAGGUGCUCGACAAGCAUAAGAUCAUGCACGACUUCCACAGCUCUUUCAUUCCGACAAAUGAGGAACUGCUACCGGACGGCGGGAGGAGGAUCGUAUUUCUCGUGCCCUCUACCAAGAAAAACUACUACAAAAUCGGUGUCAUCCUCAUGAUCUUAUCCUGGAACUUGUUCCAUAGAGAUACCCCCACGGCAAUUACUAAAUUUAUAGUGUACUUGACGGGCCAAUCGACUGGGAAAACGUUUUUCAUCGAAAGGGCACAGUUACUCUUCCUAAGUUCCUACUAUUUCAAAACUUUUGUUCAAAACGUCGACGAUACACACACGAUCAACACAAUCAGUUUGCUUGUCUCCACUGCAUUGUCACUGGGGCUCGAUCGCGAUAUCGCGCUCAUUUACAAAGGUCAGGAAAAUGUCGUUGGGAGUAUCAAAUCGUUGCGGAACCUUUGGUACAGUAUCGUGUUUCUAGACUUGGAAUCCUCCUUCAGACUAGGGAGACCGUUGAUGCUGUCCCAUAUUGACCUGGAUUACGAAACGGCAGAAACCGCAGAGGUCGAAGACGACGAUUACAUAGAGAAGUUGAAGAAGUUUAUCAAACUGACAAGACCGUUCCAAAGACAAGCCAUGGCGAAACGCGGUAUCCCUCAAUUAGAAAUGUUCUGCGACAAGAUUAUCGAUUUUGUAGAGACGUGCUUGCCACCAGUCGGGGACUUCCUCAACAAGAAGAAAUUCAAUAACAUUUCGUUCUACGAUGUCCAGAUCCUCUCCUUAGCCCUUGAAAUGAUCAUGGGAUUCAAUAAUCUGAGGUUUUCCGUGAUGGAGGAGCUUUGCCCACAGGUAAAGGCGACCAACUUGCAAAGUGGGAUGUACACUUUUGCAUUGCUAAAGGCAUUGGGGGACAGGUGCUUCGAGCUAGACCAAAAAUACUUCCCGCAGAUGAUUGGAGACGGUUACAAGUACCUCCCACCGUACCUCACUUUGCUCACCAAUCUUUCAGGCGGCCUGUUCGCCCGCACAACGUCCAUCAUCUCGGCAAUCCUUUACUGUCACUUAACAAUGUUCGAGAACAACGACUUUAUAUUCGUCAAAAAUGUCAAUAAGUUCAAGUGGGAUCUGUCCACUCUGAAACCUCCAAAGAGAAUGCUAAAGGUGCCACUUCUAGCCGCGAUCAACAAGUACAAAGAAAUCUCGGACGCAUGGAUGAAUCCAAAGGACGAAGUAAAAAGACAAAUCGGGAUGAGGUCGUACGGUUUUGUAAUCACAAAGCACAUGUACUUCACAGUCAGAACCGUCCUCGAUAAAGCGUUGGAGUACAGGAAAAUGGCAGAAAAUUCUUGGGCCUCACAGUUGAAUGCCAACCCAGACCAUAGCGCCGUACAAACGAGAGAGAUGUCGCCAUCGCCGGCAAACCAGACAGAGCAAGGGGUCGAACCGCCUGUAUCAUACCGCUUCCACUCCCCAGAACUGGAUCUUCUGCUGACAAACCAGAUGCAGAACGAUUUGGCCUCAAUAGAUGGUAGUACUAGUGGUUCCGACACUGUCCAGGUAAAAGGAUUGUGUACGGAGAAGGAAGCGGAGAUGUUACAAAUGAUUACAGAUGAGUUUUGGCAGAGUUACAACUCAGGAUGGGAGGAACUAGUAAACAACCCAGGGACCAUACCGCUGCUUGAUAGCAACUAA